GGGGGGUAAGGGUAGAAAAGAGAGACACUGAGACCAGAGAGUUUAGAGCGAGCGAGAAAGGGUUUUCGGUGCAAAGCCAGAAGGAGAUCAUCAUCAUAUAGUGACCUUUUUCUUCUUCUUGCCUGCGCGGCGGAACGUAAUCCCAGCGAGGUACGAACCGUAUCGACCUUUUUCAGAUCUGAGCGUCCCAGAGAGAGAGAGAGAGAGAGAGAGAGAGAGAGAGAGAGAGAGAGAGAGAGAAUGAGCGGGAGAGGAGGAGGAGGAGGCGGCGGCGGCGGCAAUGGUGGGAAGGGAAAUAAUGGGGUAACGGCAAUCCCGGCGGCGUCGAGGAAGAUGGUGCAGAGCUUGAAGGAGAUUGUGAAUAACUGCACCGAGCUGGAGAUCUAUGCUGCUCUUAAAGACUGUAACAUGGACCCCAACGAGGCCAUUAAUCGCCUCCUCUCCCAAGAUCCCUUUCACGAGGUGAAAAGCAAACGAGGAAAGAAAAAAGAGACUAAGGACCCAACAGAUUCCAGAUCUCGUGGUGCUAAUAGUGCUUCCAAUCGUGGUGGUAGGGGUGGCACAGACCGUCAUGUUGGACGUGGUGGUUCAAACCAGUAUGGCUCUACUGAGUCUGGUAGUUUACAUGGUAAACCUGCCUACAAGAAGGAAAAUGGAACACAUGCUUAUGCAGGUUCUUCACCUUCUGCAUCCAGUAUGGCAGGAAAUAACAUGAGUCGGCGACCUCCAUUGUACAGUGAUUCUGUAGCCAUGGAAAAUAAGAUGUCGACAGUGGACACAAGUGAUGGCAUAUCUUUAUCAGCUCAGCCUUCUGGAUUUCAGUCUCCCUGGUUGGGGGUGCCAGGUCAUGUGUCAAUGGCAGACAUUGUAAAGAUGGGUAGGCCACACGGCAAGGCGUCUAAUGUGUCCAAUCCCCAUAUUCAAAACAAUAUUUUGGCAACUUCUUCUGGGGCAAUACUUCAUGAUUCACAUUCAUUGCAAGAUCAUGCUUCCAAGGUUUCGGACAUAAAUGCUGAGUCAGGACUUGCCACAAACCAGCACCUUCCUCCUGCUGAUGAAUGGCCUGCAAUUGAGCAGCCACCAGCUACUACUGUGUCCUCUGUUGUAGGGGAACCUUCAUACUCUGAGCCAUAUGCAGAUCCAUCGAAUUUACCCUUGGGUAGGGGUAGUCACCAUACAAAGUCCCAGUUAGAUGAGGUCCAGGUAGCAGAGGAUUUGACUGUGGAGGUGCUAAAUGCAAGCCAUGUUGGACCUGCUUCUGUGUCCAGUAGAAGUUUGCAUGAGGAGAAUUCUGGAAGUGCAUCUGUCUUUGAUAAUACGUCAUAUAACGACAUGAGUUCCUACCAGCCUCACAAGCAUGCUUUGGAGCAUAAUGAAGGUGACAACAAUGAUAUCAACGUUGCUCUGGCCUCUGAAGAUGAUAUUUCAUCAGUGGCUGCAGACAUGCAGCACCUAAAUUUACAGAAGGAUGAUCAGAUAGCACUACCUGAAGAGGAUAACCCUCCUGUAAUAAUUCCAAAUCACCUCCAACUCCAUACGUCAGACUGCUUAAACCUGAGCUUUGGGAGUUUUGGAUCUGGCAACAGUGCCGCCUUUUCUGGUUCUGGGUCAUUUGCAACUAGGCCUUUGAAAAGUGACUUGGAGGAGACAUCUACUGCACAAGAUGUUUCAUCAAUUGGGCAUUCAGAAUCUAGGCAACCUGAGUAUUUUGGGGAUGAGCAUAUUGGAACCACUUCAGAUGGAAAUUUAGUUAAUAGAAAUGGUGGGAACAGUUCAAAUUAUGAUUCUCCUUCUGUUUCACAGCCAGAGGUGUUGAAACAGCAGACCCCUGAAGUUGCUCAGGGGAAUCAAUAUACGUUCCCUUCAUCUGCACCUGAUUUUACAUAUGAAAGCCCCCAACAAUUCAAUGCUGCAUUUACUCACCCACAGACUAGCUCACAGAUGCAGAAUCUUGCUUCUUUCUCGAGUGUAAUGCAGGCAUAUACAAAUUCGUUGCCCGGCACUUUGCUGGCUUCGACCGCUCAGACUGCAAGGGAGGAUCUUCAAUACUCACCCUUUCCUGUGACACUAGCAAUGCCCACAAAAUACAGCAAUGUGGCUUCUAUCAGUGGCCCAACCAUUUCCAUGCCAGAGAGUUUGGGAGCCGGUAAUAUAUCUACACCUCUGCCUAAUCCACAGACACUGCCUGGUGCCAGCGUUGCCACAGGACCUGCUCUUCCACAACACCUUGCCGUGCACCCUUAUUCCCAACCUAAUCUUCCUUUAGGACAUUUUGCCAACAUGAUAGGCUAUCCAUUCAUGCCUCAGAACUACACGUAUAUGCCCUCAGCCUUCCAGCAAGCAUUUGCUGGUAACAACACUUACCAUCAGUCUCUGGCCACAGUGCUACCACAAUAUAAAAACAGUGUUUCUGUCAGCAGUUUGCCUCAGUCUGCUGCUAUUGCCUCUGGAUAUGCAUUCGGGAGUUCAACCAGCAUUCCUGGGGGAAACUUUCCUCUGAAUCCACCUGCUGUACCUACAGGCACAACUGGUGGCUAUGAUGAUGUUAGUUCUCAGUACAAGGAUAGUAAUCAUUUGAUCUCACUUCAGCAGCAGAGUGACAAUUCAGCCAUGUGGGUUCACGGGCCUGGUUCCCGAACAGUUUCUGCGCUUCCAAGCACAUAUUACAGCUUCCAAGGGCAGAAUCAGCAGCCUAGUGGAUAUCGGCAAGCACAGCAGCCAUCACAGCAUUUUGGUGCUCUUGGGUACCCAAAUUUCUAUCAUUCUCAAACUGGGUUAUCAAUGGAACAUCAGCAGCAAAACCCUAGGGAUGCAGCCCUUGGUGGCUCCCAAGGUCAACCAUCUAAGCAGUCUCAACAGUUAUGGCAAAACAGUUACUAAUCUCUCAGUGACCUCCUGGUUUUUCAGGGUCUUGUAAUGAGUGUGAAAAAAGGCCAAUCACAGGCAUUCCACGGCCUAAUAAUUUCAAUGUUUCAUUAGUUGGUCUGAAGAGACCUCGACUGGCUGCUGGCCUGUGCCACUGAGGUUGUAUUCUACUUAUUUGUCUUUUUGCUUAUGUUUAACCUAGGAAGACCGCUUGCUAAUUUGAGUUAGUGAACAAAGUCGAUUCUCUUUCA
This is a messenger RNA of Juglans microcarpa x Juglans regia, 3116 nucleotides long. RefSeq lists its product as uncharacterized. The coding region runs from base 241 to 2880 and encodes 879 amino acids. The record is from RefSeq and is a predicted model, not a curated record. Gene Ontology annotation, molecular function: protein binding. The transcript has 10 exons. Lineage: Eukaryota; Viridiplantae; Streptophyta; Magnoliopsida; Fagales; Juglandaceae.